AUGGAUCAAGGAUCACUCCUGCGACACCUGUUCCCUGAGACCCACAAGUCAAUCGAGAUUGUGGACGACGCUCUGACUCACGACGACAUCCUGGGUGCUAAAAUCAAGCACUUCAAAUCAGUGGGGUCUGAUGCGGCCUUCUACCUUGGAAAUCUGGAUAAGAUCCUGGAGCACCACUUCCGAUGGAUCAACAACUUGCCUCGGGUCAAACCUUACUACGCGUUGAAGAGCAACACGACAGAACCCGUCUUCCGCAUGCUUGCUGCUCUGGGUGCUGGGUUCGACUGUGCCAGCAAGAGAGAGAUCGAGACGGUCUUGGCCAUCGGUGUGCCGCCUCACAAAAUUAUUUAUGCACACACCAUCAAGUCCAAGUCCCACCUCAAGUAUGCCUACGCCCAAGGAGUGGACUUCAUGACAUUCGAUAAUGAGGACGAGCUCAAGAAGAUUUCUCUCAUUUGUCCCAAAGCUCGGAUAGUGCUGAGGAUUGAAGUGGACGACUCCAGCGCGAUGAUCAAACUAAGCAAAAAGUUUGGGGCCAGCAUGGACAAGGUGCCCUCCCUCCUGGAGACGGCCCGCAAGCUGCACCUCAACGUCGUGGGCGUGAGCUUCCAUGUGGGCGUGCUGUGCGGGGACACCUCCGCCUUCACUAAGGCCAUCGCAGAUUCCCGCACCGUCUUUGACAUCGCAACAGCGAUGGGUUUCCACAUGGAAGUGGUCGACAUUGGAGGAGGAUACGACGGAAAAGAUACCAACAACAGAUUUGAGAAGUUUGCCGUCGUCAUCAACACAGCACUGGACAAAUACUUCCCCACCAGCAGCGGCGUCCAGAUCAUCGCUGAACCUGGCGGCUUCUUCGCACAUUCCGCCUUCACGCUCUCCGUCAACGUCAUCGGCAGAAAAGUUGUCAAGAGUGACAGCAGCGCCAUUAUUUCUCCCUCAAAAAAAGAUGGCGACAGGAGGAUGUCAUACUACCUAAAUGACGGAAUCCAUGGCUCCUUCUCUAUCAUCGGGAACCAUCCUGGCUACCUGCUCAUCGAGCCGCAUCCUCACAGGAUCGUUGACACCGGGGAACCAACGUACCCAUCGGCACUUUGGGGUCCCACCUGCGACAGCAAGGACAAGAUGGUGGACGACCUGAUGCUCCCCCUGCUGGAUGUUGGCGAGUGGCUCCACUUCAGCAACUUCGGCUCCUACUCCAUCACCCCGCAGAGUGACUUCAACGGCAUGGAUCACCCCGAUAUCUACUUCUACAUCACCGACAAGACCAUCCGGUCUCUUGCUAUGCUCGUGAAGGCCAGCGACAAGCUACGGAAGGAUGCAGAGUAG
This is a messenger RNA of Synchiropus splendidus (mandarinfish), 1326 nucleotides long. RefSeq names its product ornithine decarboxylase-like. Bases 1 to 1326 code for a protein of 441 amino acids. Gene Ontology annotation, cellular component: cytoplasm. Gene Ontology annotation, molecular function: ornithine decarboxylase activity. The transcript is spliced from 9 exons. The record is from RefSeq and is a predicted model, not a curated record. NCBI's taxonomy places the organism in Eukaryota, Metazoa, Chordata, Actinopteri, Syngnathiformes, Callionymidae.